This is a messenger RNA of Haliotis rubra (blacklip abalone), 2512 nucleotides long. Its product is annotated as succinate dehydrogenase [ubiquinone] flavoprotein subunit, mitochondrial-like. NCBI's taxonomy places the organism in Eukaryota, Metazoa, Mollusca, Gastropoda, Lepetellida, Haliotidae. Gene Ontology annotation, biological process: mitochondrial electron transport, succinate to ubiquinone; tricarboxylic acid cycle. The record is from RefSeq and is a predicted model, not a curated record. Gene Ontology annotation, molecular function: flavin adenine dinucleotide binding; succinate dehydrogenase (quinone) activity; electron transfer activity.
CAUUUCAUAAUCUCCUUUCGCACCACUAGUACGCAUGUGCGAAUCUGUGACCUUCCCCUUCACAUUGUAUUUGCAAAAUGGCCUCUCUGCUGAACGUGUCUGCGAAGUUGGCCCAAACACUGGGCUCAAAGUCUCUGUUAAGCCAACUGUCCAAACCUGUUGCUGCCUCCUCCAGGGACUUCCACUUCAAGAUUCAUGGCCGGAACACAGAUUCCAAAGUCUCCAACUCUGCACAGAUAUCCCGGGACUACCCUGUGAUUGACCACCAGUACGAUGCUGUGGUGGUAGGAGCUGGUGGGGCUGGAUUGCGGGCUGCCUUCGGCCUGGCCAACGAAGGGUUCAAGACAGCCUGCAUCACAAAGUUGUUCCCAACCAGAUCACACACAGUUGCAGCCCAGGGUGGUAUCAAUGCUGCUCUUGGACAUAUGGAAGAGGACAAUUGGCGCUGGCACUUCUACGACACAGUGAAGGGUUCUGAUUGGCUGGGAGACCAGGAUGCCAUACACUACAUGUGUGAGGAGGCACCAAAAGCUGUCAUUGAGUUGGAGAACUAUGGCAUGCCCUUCAGCAGAUUAGAGAAUGGCAAGAUCUACCAGCGAGCAUUUGGAGGUCAGAGUCUUAAGUUUGGCAAGGGUGGUCAGGCUCACCGCUGCUGCUGUGUGGCUGAUCGUACCGGCCACUCCCUACUCCAUACACUUUACGGCCGGUCUUUGAAGUAUGAUACUAACUACUUCAUCGAGUAUUUCGUCGAUCUUAUCAUGGAGGGAGGAGAGUGUCGUGGAGUUACUGCCCUUUGUUUGGAAGAUGGUACAAUCCAUAGAUUCCAUUCAAAGAACACUAUCAUUGCUACUGGAGGAUAUGGGCGUGCCUACUUCUCGUGCACAUCUGCUCACACUUGUACAGGGGACGGCACAGCUAUGGUCAAUCGGGCAGGACUGGCUAAUGAGGACAUGGAGUUUGUUCAGUUCCACCCCACAGGUAUCUAUGGUGCUGGGUGUCUGAUCACGGAAGGAUCUCGGGGUGAGGGAGGAUACCUUGUCAACUCAGAGGGAGAGAGGUUUAUGGAGAGAUAUGCUCCCACAGCCAAAGACCUGGCCUCUCGCGACGUUGUGUCCAGGUCCAUUACUCUUGAAGUCCGAGAAGGGCGGGGUGUAGGUCCAGAUAAGGACCAUGUUUUCCUGCAGCUCCACCAUCUGCCACCAGAUGUCCUCAAGGCUCGUCUCCCUGGCAUCUCCGAGACUGCCAUGAUCUUUGCUGGGGUAGAUGUGACACGUGAACCUAUCCCAGUGCUACCAACUGUUCACUACAACAUGGGAGGAGUACCCACCAACUACAAGGGACAGGUGGUGCAGUACACGAGGGAGGCUGGUGAUCAGGUGGUUCCGGGUCUGUAUGCCUGUGGGGAAGCAGCUUGUGCAUCAGUGCAUGGAGCUAACCGUCUUGGUGCCAACUCCCUGCUUGAUCUUGUUGUGUUUGGCAGAGCCUGUGCCAACACCAUCAUUGAAGAGAACAGGCCAGGGGAGCCUAUUGGGCCAAUAAGUCAGAAUGCAGGCGAAGCCUCAGUUGCAAAUGUUGACAAAGUUCGAUAUUCUAAUGGAAGCGUCCCCACAGCUGAACUUCGACUCAAGAUGCAGAAGAAUAUGCAGACCUAUGCCAGUGUGUUCCGUGAUGGCAACAGUCUACAGGAAGGCUGUGGGAAGAUGGCGGAGGUGUACAAAGAGAUGGAAGACUUAAAGGUUUCGGAUCGAGGUCUGAUCUGGAACACAGACUUGGUAGAGACACUGGAACUCCAGAACUUGAUGCUGAAUGCUGUCCAGACAAUCGAGUCUGCAGAGAAGAGGAAAGAGAGUCGGGGAGCACAUGCUAGGGAAGACUUCCAGGUUCGACUUGAUGAAAACGACUACAGUAAGCCCAUCGAAGGACAGAAGAUGAAAGCCUUUGAUGACCACUGGAGGAAACACACACUCUCAUAUGUUGAUGCUGAUACUGGGAAAGUGAAAAUAGACUACAGGCCUGUGAAAGAUGAAACCCUCAACGCUCAGGAUUGUCCCAUGGUAGCGCCAGCAGUCAGGUCCUACUAGGAACAAACUCAGUGAUGUUUACAGUGAUGGUCAGGUUGCUCGACAAGUGUUGACACAUCCCAGUGGCAUGGAGUGCAUUCAUUAAAGGCAAAACAGCUGACUGGAUUUGACACAGCUGACUUUAUACAGAUGGGACUGACUGGGAUAUGGACACUCCUGCGUGUUUAGCUCUUGUGUAUCUAAUGUUGCUGUCAUGCUUGCUGACGCGUUUUUGUCAACCAGUGCUUGAGAAUAAUGGUUAAAAUUACUGUUGGUAAUGAGAGUUGGUCAAUCUCUGAAGACGUGAAGAAGUUACAGGGUUGAUCAUGUGACGAGUGAAAGUUGUUUGUACAUAUUUAUUGUGGAAUAGAUUCCUUCUAAUGUAAAUAAAUUGUUCUGGACUUUCAUCUGCAGUGAAAGACAGCAGCUUUGCUGUAGAUUUUCCCACAUCA